Messenger RNA from Phaeoacremonium minimum UCRPA7, 1782 nucleotides. RefSeq names its product putative pwwp domain-containing protein. The coding region runs from base 1 to 1782 and encodes 593 amino acids. Lineage: Eukaryota; Fungi; Ascomycota; Sordariomycetes; Togniniales; Togniniaceae. The transcript is spliced from 6 exons. The record is from RefSeq and is a predicted model, not a curated record.
AUGUCUGCCGAGGGUAGCGCACAAGCUGCGGCUCCCACCGAGGAGAUUCCCAAGGUCGACGAGGCCACCACCACUACUGCUGGUGCACCAACUGCCUCAUCUGAGACUACAGCUCCAGCUAGUGAGAAAGUGGACGAGCCUGUGUCGGCUGAGCAGCCUGUCGCGGUUGCGCCCAAAGAAGAGGAGCCUACCAAGGCAGCUGAAGAACCUGCAAAGAAACCUACUGAAGAUGCUGCCCCUGUUGGUGACGUCGUGAUGAAAGAUGCUGACGAGGCAGCCCCUGCCCCAGUCACCGAGGAGCCCGCGAGCAAGCCCGAGGACCAUCAGGCUGCUGAAGCAGCCCCUAACGCCGAGGGCGAUACUGUUGCUGGCAGCUCUACUACACCUGCAAAGACUGUUGCGCGUCGCAAGUCUACUGGUCCCGCCGGUGGCAAGGGCAAGACCUUGAGCAAGAAGGCUUCCAAGGCGCGCAUUCUUCACCUAGAUGCAAAGCCCGGCGAUCACUUCUUCAUCAAACUCAAGGGCUACCCUCCAUGGCCCUGUAUCAUCUGCGAUGAGGAGAUGCUCCCCCUCUCCCUUAUUAAGUCGCGUCCUGUGACCGCUGCCCGCGCAGAUGGCACGUACCGUGAGGAUUACGCAGAUGGUGGCAAGCGAGCUGCCGACAGAACCUUCCCGGUUAUGUAUCUGUCUACAAACGAAUUUGGCUGGGUUGCGAAUGCUGACUUGGUCGACCUCGAACCCGACAAGGUCCUCGACCUUAUCAAUUCGAAGAUGCGCAAGGAUCUCGUUGACGCGCAUCAGCUUGCCGCUCAGCACAAUUCCCUCGAGCACUACAAGGGACUUCUUCAGCAAUUUGCGGAAGACCAGGCCGCCCAUCAGCAGGCCCUGGAAGCUAAGGCUCAAGCCACCCCUGCAAAGAAGAGCAGAAAGUCCAAGGGCGCCGAUGUUGAUGAGGAUGUCGAGAUGGCCGAUGCCAGCGAGGAGCCCGCCAAGGAGAAGAAGACUAAGAAGCGCAAGGCCGAGGACGACACGGCUACACCUCAGCGAUCGGACUCCGUCAAGAAGCCUAAGAUUAAGCUUACUAACAAUUCUACUCCCAAGACAGCCAACGGUGUCCCCACUCCAAAGUCUGGAAAAGUCAAGGACGAUUCUAAGCCUGCCAAGCCCAAGGCGAAGAAGAGCAAGGACACCGAGGAGAAGAAGUCAGAACCACAGGCACCGAAGGAGCCUGAACUCAGUCCCGAGGAGCGACAUCAACGGAAGGAGAAGGAAGUACUCUUCCUCCGGCACAAGCUCCAGAAGGGACUUCUUGCUCGAGACCAAGAGCCUAAGGAGGAGGAGAUGAAGAUGAUGUCCGAGUAUAUCACCAAGCUGGAGGGUCUUCCUGAUUUGGAAGUCAGCAUCAUCCGUGUCACGAAGAUCAACAAGGUGUUGAAGGCUAUUCUGAAGCUCGAGAACAUCCCGAAGGAAGAUGAAUUUCAGUUCAAGCCGCGUUCUACCGCUCUGCUCGAGAAAUGGAAUAAGAUCCUAGCGGUCGAUGGAGCGCCCGCGGCUGCCGCGCCUACCAAUGGUGUCAAUGGCACCUCGUCCAAGUCUGCUGAGAAGAAGGAGGAGCCUAAGGCUACCAACGGUGUCAAGGAAAAUGGCGAGACAGAUGCCCCCAAGGUCGAGGAGAAGUCGGCCCCGAUUGAGACUGCUAAGGAUCAGCCGGCUGCCGACAAGCCAGUCGCGGAAGAGCCAGUCAAGGCCCCAGAGGCAACUGAGGCCACUGCCGCUGCUUGA